Messenger RNA from Mercenaria mercenaria, 840 nucleotides. Its product is annotated as 17-beta-hydroxysteroid dehydrogenase type 6-like. Bases 1 to 840 code for a protein of 279 amino acids. The record is from RefSeq and is a predicted model, not a curated record. Lineage: Eukaryota; Metazoa; Mollusca; Bivalvia; Venerida; Veneridae. The transcript is spliced from 4 exons.
AUGGAUAUAUACUGGGUUAUUUUGUUUAUUGUUCUGGUGUCCUUAUUCAUAGAAAGAUUAGUGAGAAAGUUAAAGAUCAGUAGCUUUGAUCAGCGCUAUGUUGUCGUUAUUGGAUGCGAUACGGGGUUUGGAAACAUGCUUGCUAAAAGGCUGGACGCCAUGCAGUUCCAUGUUUUUGCUGGCUGUUUUACAAGCAAGGCAGUUACGCAGUUGACCGAAGAAUGUUCGCGGAAUAUGACAGCUAUACUAGUAGACGUUUCAAAAGAUGCAAGUAUUGAACAAAUGUUGGAAGGAAAACUACCCGAAGAUAAAGGAGGCGAAGAGAAAAGUUAUGAAAAGCUGCCCGGACUAGAUUCUAUCAUUGCAUCAUUGAAAAUAGAGCAGUUUCUAUUCUUACAAAAACUCAUUCAAAACUUAUUUAAGAGCAAAACCGACUUUGGGCUGUUGUUAAUAAAAGCUGGAGUUCUCGGAACAGCAGGGCAAUGCAUCUGGCAAACGAGACAAGAUUUUGAAACUGUGUUAGCAGUUAAUUUUUAUGGUGUUGCUAUGGUAACAAACGCUUUUUGCCCGCUAAUAUUGAAAGAACAUGGUCGAAUUGUGAAUGCAGCAAGUGUGGUGGGUCGGAUUGCACUUGGUCCGGCUCCGUACGUCGUUUCAAAGUAUUGUGUGGAAGCAUUUUCUGAUGUACUCAGACGGGAACUUUACAGAACAGGGGUAAAAGUAAGCAUAGUUGAGCCUGGGUCAUUUAAAACGGGAAUUUUGGAUCCAAGCGCUCAAUUGAAAAGACUAGAAAAUAAAGUUAACAGCUUACCAGAUGAAAUAAAGGGGAAAUUACAUUAG